Nannospalax galili (Upper Galilee mountains blind mole rat) is the source of this 1162-nucleotide messenger RNA. RefSeq names its product vascular endothelial growth factor B (gene Vegfb). Lineage: Eukaryota; Metazoa; Chordata; Mammalia; Rodentia; Spalacidae. Gene Ontology annotation, molecular function: chemoattractant activity; growth factor activity; vascular endothelial growth factor receptor 1 binding. Gene Ontology annotation, biological process: positive regulation of protein phosphorylation; sprouting angiogenesis; vascular endothelial growth factor signaling pathway. The record is from RefSeq and is a predicted model, not a curated record. The coding region runs from base 119 to 742 and encodes 207 amino acids. Gene Ontology annotation, cellular component: membrane. The transcript is spliced from 7 exons.
GCCCGGCCCCCGAUCCCCGCGCCACGGCCCGCGCCAUGGGGCUCUGGCUACCGCCGCCCCCCGCGCCGCCAGGCUAGGGCGAUGUGGGAGCCCCCGGACCGCGGCCCCCGCGGGCACCAUGAGCCCCCUACUCCGCCGCCUGCUGCUCGCCGCGCUGCUGCAGCUGGCGGGCGCCCAGGCCCCUGUCUCCCAGCUUGAUGCCCCUGAUCACCAGAAGAAAGUGGUGUCUUGGAUGGACGUCUAUACCCGUGCUACCUGCCAGCCCAGGGAGGUGGUGGUGCCUCUGAGCAUGGAGCUCAUGGGCAGCGUGGCCAAACAACUGGUGCCCAGCUGUGUGACCGUGCAACGCUGUGGUGGCUGCUGCCCUGACGACGGCCUGGAAUGUGUGCCCACUGGGCAGCACCAAGUCCGAAUGCAGAUCCUCAUGAUCCAGUACCCAAGCAGUCAGCUGGGGGAGAUGUCCUUGGAAGAACACAGCCAAUGUGAAUGCAGACCCAAACAAAAGGAAAGUGCUGUGAAGCCAAACAGGGCUGCCAUACCCCACCACCGUCCCCAGCCCCGCUCUGUUCCGGGCUGGGAUUCUGCCCCCGGAGCACCCUCCCCAGCUGACAUCAUCCAUCCCACUCCAGCCCCAGGAUCCUCUGCCCACGCUGCACCCAGCGCCGUCAGCGCCCUGACCCCCGGACCUGCCGCUGCCGCUGUAGACGCCGCAGCUUCCUCCGUUGCCAAGGGCGGGGCUUAGAUCUCAACCCAGACACCUGCAGGUGCCGGAAGCUGCGAAAGUGACAUGUUGCUUUUCAGACUCAGCCAGACACUCCCCUCACAGGCCCUAUCCCAGUGGAAGAAGAGGGGAGCCCAGAACACCCCAGCCCAGGACCUCAGUCCUAGAGAAGCUGCCCCAAGGACCUUGUGCUCUUAGAGAGCUCAGUCUCCCAAAGCUGUCAUCUAACAGUUUCCAAGGAACUUAAUGGCAGUAAGAGGGGUCUUAUCCCAGCUUAGGGGAAACAGGGUGCUGUUAACUACCCUGGGCAAGUGAGCAUCUUCUGUUUGACUCCGCCUCCCUACUAUGAAGAGUCCAAACUUUGACAAAUAAUGGCAUUUGGGCUCUGUUAUGAUAACUGUGCCCCCCCCCCCCCACCCUGAUAAAAGAGAUAGAAGGAAC